CUAAAUUCUCAGUAGCUAUAUUUAAACAUGUCAUAAUUUUAUAAAAAAAAAAUACCACAGUUUUUUAUUUGGAUAUAUCCCACCAUUUAUUUUGUUAAUUAUCACUGGCGAUGGGUUCUCUGUUGAAAGAACAUAUUAACCAAAUAAGAGCCAUGCUCUACGAUUUAAAGGAUCACAAUGUGGCGCAAUUAAGUGAAAAAACUGGGGAUGGGAGUGGAAAUGGAGUCCGAAAGAUAAGGAAGUGUAUGGGGAGGAUAAUUUUGUUGACGAGGUCCAUGCGGGAGAGAUUCGUGGAAAGUGAUCAGUUUUGCGAUCAGGACAAGGCCGCAAGUGCCGUAGUCUUGGCACAAUGUACGCGAAACAUAAAAAGACUUGCUUCGAUCCUGCCGCUAUUCCAGACUGAAGGAAGGCUUAGCGAGGCGAAUCAAUCCGCCUUUCAGCUUCGCGUCAAUAGUGUCCUUUCUGAGUUGGAGACUGUUAUUAGAGAAUCCCCAAGGAAGUCCUCCCCAUCGCAGUCUUCUUAUAGGGAAGCAGUCCACAUAAAUACGGAAAGUCCCUUAAAUGAGAGUGCGACGGAUGAGUUGAAUGAACUGCGUCUAAGGCUGUUUCGUGCGGAGAAAAGAUGGGAGCUGGAAACAAUAGGUCACAGGUUGAUGAUCUCGAAAGAGCGGACUCUGGUCCUUCAGGCACGUAAUGAUCAGCAGGCUGCCGAAAAGAAGCUCGCCGAGGAGCAGAAUCGCGUGAAGGCACUCGAGGAAUGUCUAUCGCAAGCUGAGUUCAAGUUAAGGAUCCUAGCCGAACAGAAUAAAAAACUCAGGGAAUCGCAAGAGCAAUUUCCCAAAAGUGAACCUACAGGCGGAAGUCUUCGGAUCUGGAAUGUUCAACUUAACAAAAGGAAGUGUAAAGUUUCCAGCCGAGGGACAAGGCCCAUUAAGAACGCAUUAAAGCUAAACCAAUCGCAGCAGAAAACUCUUAAGAAGUUAAAGAACCGACUAAGUCAGGAAAAGGUAACUUUGGUAGAAGCCAAGUCUUCGAUAUCCGUGAUCAAAAAGGACAUAGGUAAACUUCGCUUUGGGAAAAGUAAGCUAUAUUGUGGGCUACCAACAGAGAGGGAUUCGGAAGUUAUUACAAUGCGGCGGUUACGGAAAAAGAGAAAACGUACCCUAAACGUCAUCAAAAAGUCCGUGAAAUCAUUAUCCAGUUACAGUCGCUUUAAAUUCCCUGAUUGCAGCUUAAAAUGGAGCCGGCUCUUGGAAUCGGUUUAUAACAACCUGCUUUCGAUUCGAGAGAUGUGGAAACGCACCUGUUUGAGAGAUCCGCCCACCAAGGUGCAAAGGCCAAGUUCAAGCUCUUUCAAAAGUACAGCUCGUCGUUUGUCAAGGAAUCCUGUCAAUAUACCGCAGCUAUCCCAGUCGUUGUGGGACAAGAUAUACAAGCCCUUUUCUCUGGUAAAUCCUUCUAUAUCUGAUAUAUGUUUGAUCCGGGCUUCGUCAAGACAUCAGGUUCAAUCUGUGGUGAAUGAAUAUUCCGGAUUCGGUCUAGGAACAGUCGGGUCCACAGUUUCCACUCUCACUGGGGUGCCGAAGUACUUGGGAAAAACCUUUGGCGAUCGGCGACUCAGUUUGCUCCGCUGGUGCCAACAAAAAGUCAAGCCCUACGGUCUUCCCAUGUACGAGUUCAGUGCUUCCUGGACAAGUGGUCGAGCCCUGUGCGCCAUCAUACACUCCUAUCACCCUGAUAAGAUUGAGAGCGCAUAUCUCCUCAAAAAGAACCCCAAGGAGACCUUGACAUACGGCGUGAGUGUUGCCCAAUCCCUAGGUGUUUCUAGCUCCAUUGACUUAAUUGGGGAGUGCCUGCAGAAGCGUCCUAACUUCGAGAAGGUCCUCGAUUUUGUAGAGGAUCUGCAAGGCUGUUUGGAUCCAGAGAUCUGAGACAAUGACUGGCUAUUUUUUUAAAAACGUUUUGUACAAUAUAUUUCUUUAAAGUAUAAUAAAUAUAAAGAUUUUCGGAAGAUGUGCAAAAUA
This is a messenger RNA of Drosophila biarmipes, 2024 nucleotides long. It is a transcript of the gene Actn3, whose product is annotated as cytospin-A. The transcript has 2 exons. The coding region runs from base 111 to 1931 and encodes 606 amino acids. Gene Ontology annotation, molecular function: protein binding. The record is from RefSeq and is a predicted model, not a curated record. Lineage: Eukaryota; Metazoa; Arthropoda; Insecta; Diptera; Drosophilidae.